AUAAACAUGGCUUGGAGUAAUUAUUUGUUGACGAUCUGCAACCGAGAGUCUGUGAUUCGGAACCGAGUCACACAGGAUGGAACCGGAAUGGAAUCGGUCCAUCAUCGACGAAGGAAAAGGAGCCAUGGAAAUCGAAUGGGAACCAGAAUCCCUUGAUCCAGGAAACGUAAAGCCUCCUCUGCCGUUCCCCGCCGGCGAGCCUAACAAUCAAGGAACCGCUGUGGUUCCUCCCACCAAUCGUCCCCCUAACGAUGAUACUAUUGGCGAUCUCACCUCCGAACUGCGCAAUUUCCACAUUGUCCAAUGCCCUGAGGAAAAAGGGAUUAAGAAUAUCAACGAUAUUGAUAUAGAUAAAGGUGCAACUCCGAAGGGCACUCUGUUUCCGUAUGUGCAAGAUGGUCUUAAAUACGCACAACCGAAGGCAAAUUUGCAUGCUUGUUGUGGCCUUGACCCUGUGGAUAUUAUCACAAUUAAUGUGGGUAGCUGCUUAUCACAAAUCAUUGAAGAUAGGAAGAAAAAUGCAAUUGAUCAUGGAGAAGAUAUUGACUAUGAUGUGUCAGACCAAGAGUCAAACCAAUACGAAGUUGUUGUUUAUAAAGGGCCUCCAUUAAUGGGUCAGAUCCCUAGUGUGCCAUUAGUGACUCAUCAAGUUUCUAAUGCAGAUGUAUUUGUCUCGGCAAGACAUAGUUUAGAGGGUUCUUCAUGUGCUUGGAGUCCAACAGAUUCUCUUCUAGCAAUUGGAUCUUCAAAUGCAUCGGCGCAAAUAUGGAAAAUUUCAAAUGACUUCUCCAAUAUGCAUGCUUCAAUUCCAAGGGUGCAUUUUCUUAUUCGUUCUGAAUCUUCUGAUACAAAUACUUGUGAGCUAAGUGUACCAGACACCAUAGUUGCUUGGAACGGAGAAGGGGAACUACUUGCAACAGGUUCAACGAAUGGGUGGGCAAGUAUUUGGUGUAAGAAUGGUGAAUUACACAAGACACUAGACGAACAUGAAGAGUCUAUAUCGUGUAUAGCAUGGAACAGUAAAGGUGAUCUUCUCCUAAUUGGAAGCUAUGAAAGCGAAUUUAUAAUAUGGGACACAAUAACGUGGAAGCCUAAGCAAAAAUUAAUAUUUGAUUUAGAAUUAUUGCCUGUUGUUAUUGUUGCAUGGAGAAACAAUACUUCAUUUACAAUAUGCUCAAGGGACUUCAAAAUUUUUGUUUGGAACGUUGGAGAUUCUCAGCCAAUUAUAACUUUUACCGGACAUCAAGAUGAUAUUAGUGGUAUCAAAUGGGAUCCUACUGGGACUUUAUUGGCUUCAUACUCUGAUGAUGGGGCUAUAAAGAUUUGGACCUUGAAACAGGACCAAAGUCUACAUAAUCUGAUGCAUUGCGAGGGUAUAAACAGUAUUAGAUGGAGCUGGACUGGCCCAGGUACCAGCAACCCCAAUAAGCAGUUAUUGCUUGCUAGUGCCGCAAAUGAUGGAACAGUCAAAAUAUGGGAUGGCGCACGAGGGCAACUCCUUUACUCCUUCAAUGGUCACCGCACUAAGGGGCCUGUGAUUGAAAUGGAGUUUAGUCCGGAUGGUGACUAUAUAGCUAGUGAAUCAGAGCAAUGUUUACUGAUAUGGAAAGUCAAAGAUGGGACGAUUGUGAAGUUCUGUAGUGGCUGUGAUCCUUGGCGUUAUAAUCUUUCUUGGAAUAGAGAAGGCAACAAAAUAGCAGCAGGUUACACAAAUGGCAGCCUUCGUGUGCUUCGCUUGUGGUAGAUUCUUUUUCUGUGCAUUGAGAAGCUAUGUGGUCUUUUGUAAACCUGGUUCCUUUAGUGUGUGUAUAUAUAUAUAUAUAUAUAUAUAUAUAUAUAUAUAUAUAUAGUUUUUUAUUUUAUUUUAUUUUUUCUUUAUAUAGUUGAUUUAUACACCAAGAAUUGAGGGUGCCCAAGGAGAUGAGUUCUUUUCUAAUUUCAGUAACUUAAACAUACAUGUUACAGUGGUUGGAACAAUACAAUCACACAUCUUAACCUUUGUUAUUAGAAUCAAAUAACAACAACAAUCUACAUGGUUUC
Molecule: messenger RNA, 2040 nt
Organism: Dioscorea cayenensis subsp. rotundata (Guinea yam)
Lineage: Eukaryota; Viridiplantae; Streptophyta; Magnoliopsida; Dioscoreales; Dioscoreaceae
Product: WD40 repeat-containing protein HOS15-like
Exons: 14
Coding region: 77-1744 (555 amino acids)
Biological process (GO): regulation of transcription by RNA polymerase II
Cellular component (GO): histone deacetylase complex
Molecular function (GO): protein binding; transcription corepressor activity
Source: RefSeq, a predicted model, not a curated record